Messenger RNA from Ananas comosus (pineapple), 960 nucleotides. Its product is annotated as 40S ribosomal protein S10-1-like. Bases 156 to 704 code for a protein of 182 amino acids. Gene Ontology annotation, molecular function: RNA binding; structural constituent of ribosome. Gene Ontology annotation, cellular component: cytosolic small ribosomal subunit. The record is from RefSeq and is a predicted model, not a curated record. The transcript has 5 exons. NCBI's taxonomy places the organism in Eukaryota, Viridiplantae, Streptophyta, Magnoliopsida, Poales, Bromeliaceae.
CGAGCCCAAUAAUACAUAAACCGAUCACGUGUACGUAUAUGUAACCGAUCUAAAGCCUAGGGUUUCUACUUCUCCUUCCGCGCUUCACCUCUUUCGUCGUCAUCCUCGGCGGCGCCUCUCCUCGAUCCAAAUCCAAUCCAAUCCAACUCAUCACCAUGAUCAUUCCGAAGAAGAACCGCCAUGAGAUUUGCAAGUACCUCUUCCAAGAGGGGGUGUUGUACGCGAAGAAGGACUACAACCUCGCGAAGCACCCGCUGAUCGACGUGCCGAACCUGCACGUGAUCAAGCUGAUGCAGAGCUUCAAGUCGAAGGAGUACGUGAGGGAGACCUUCGCGUGGCAACACUACUACUGGUACCUCACCAACGAUGGUAUCGAGUACCUGCGCACUUACCUCAAUCUCCCCUCCGAGAUCGUCCCUGCGACGCUUAAGAAAUCGGCGAAGCCCCCCUCCCGCCCCUUCGGAUCCGGUCCCCCUGGUGAUCGCCCGAGGGGUCCUCCCCGUUUUGAAGGGGAUAGGCCGAGGUUUGGAGAGAGAGACGGGUACCGUGGAGGUCCUCGUGGGGCUCCUGGUGAUUUUGGCGGCGACAAGAGUGGCGCUCCUCCUGAGUUCCAGCCAUCAUUUAGGGGUUCUGGUGCGAGGCCCGGGUUUGGCCGCGGCUCAGGCAGUUUUGGUGCUGGUCCUGCAUCAUCCUCCAUGGAGUAAACACUUUGGUGUUCCCACUGCUGCCCCGCAGGCUUAUUUAAGAGAAAAAAAGAAACUCUUUAUCAACAUUUGUAGUUUUUCUCCUUCAUUGUGAUGAGAUUUUUGCUUUUGCUUUGAGGAACUAGUUACUCUGUGAACAUGGUGCUUCAGUUUUCUAUAAUCUAGGCAAUGUUUUGAAUUCUCUGGAUCUGAGUGCCGACGAACUCUUUGCGAAUUGUGUACUUGGUUUAUAAAUUUGAGCAUUUGACUUCCCGAA